AAAGCUCAAGAACUCUAACAAAGUCCACGAGCAAACCCCGUGAAUAACUUCCUCAAACACAUGCAAGCAGAGUAUUUCCCCACGAGUCUAUCCAAAAUUGUGGCGCGUAUAAUUCAACCAGUCAUCAUUGAUGAAGAUCUCAACUACAGAACACAUCAGAGAAAAUGAAGAAGAUAGAUAUUUUUCACCAGUCUUUUUUUAAUUUUGUUUAUUUCUGUGUGUUUGGAAGAAAUUGACAUGCUUUGGCGCAUGCCCAACUAUUCAAACCUCUACUUUGCGCACAAUUACCACACGCCAUCUUCUUUCUUCUAUAAUUACUUCUAUUUCCCUUCAAUUUGAUCAUUCUGCAAUCUGGGAUUAUCUCCAAAUUUUCUGGGUAUGUUUAAAAUCAACAAUUAAUUCAUCCCUUUUCUGUUUUAGCUUUGCUUAAAUUUCUGGGUUGAAUGUUAGUGAAUGGCAUUUGGCAGAAUUGGAGCUCAUCCGAGUAUGGAAGCCAUUGAUUUACGCUUCCCCAAUAUAAAUUCGUCGACUUUACUACUUAAACCUGUAUUUUCAAGGCAAAUUUUGAAACCCUUUGAUCAAUUAUUGCGUAGAAGUUCUAAAAAAUGUGUUAAAAUAACAUGCAAGGCUUCAAAAAGUAUUGCCUCAGAUGAAAAUGAUAAAAUGGGUGGAUUGUCUACUGUGGAUGAUGAAUUGGGUCUGGUUAAUAAGUUCGAAAUGUCUGAUUUCGAGGUUUCUGAUCGUGUUAGCAUCGGCCUUGGUGGGCGGGGUGAUGAGCUAGUUUUUGAAGCUCUUGUAAAGAAUCCUGACAGCCCUUUGUAUAACACAAGAGUUGUGAUUCGGGAGCUUACCAGUGUUCAGGCUCGAAGGAGAGGCAAGAGAGCUAUAGAGGUGUUCAAGAAGUUGGUUCGUCGUAGACUUUUGUAUCUUUCUUAUUCCAUGCAAGUUCAUGGUUAUGUCUCUUCAUCAACAAGUGAUAAUCGUGCCAAGUUUACACUGGUCCACGGUUAUCAUGGGAGUUUCUCGCUAAGGCACUGGCUUCAACAAUCAGACUGGUUACCAACCUUAGAAGCUACUCUUGCUCUCGAUGAAGAGUCUGUUCGAAAGGUGGGGGAUGACAGCAUUGGAGGUCCAGCUGUGUCCAGGAAAUUACGUCUGAUUCGAUUACUUAUGAGGGAUCUCUUGAUAGGAGUAAAUUAUUUGCAUAGUCAUGGACUUGCCCACACUGAACUGAGGCUGGAAAAUUUGCACGUAAGCCCUGUGGACAGGCAUAUUAAAGUAGGUUUUUUGGGAAAUGCCGUUGACUUCAUUGAGAAUGCUUCAAAUAGUAAAGUUUUUAACAGUAAGAGAAGGCAAAUGAUGAUUGCAUUUGAUAUGAGGUGUGUUGGAUUUGUCAUGGCAAAGAUGGUUCUGCCGGAGCUCAUGGAUCCAAUAAUCUUUGCAGAGUUCAAAUCAUUUCUUACCAAGGGAAAUGAUCCAUCAUGCUUGCGUGAAUUCAUGUUGCCAAUUUUGAGUAAGAACUCCCCUUCUGGAAAUAUUGGACUUCAGAUGCUGGAUCGAAACUGGGGCGCUGGGUGGAAUCUUUUGGCGUUGCUGCUUGCACCAAAACCUUUUGAUAGAAUAAGCUGUUUAGAUGCUCUGAGGCACCCAUUUUUAUGCGGACCAAGAUGGAGAGUGCAGCCAUCAAUGAACAUAAUUAGAUGGGGUCUUGGCUCUACUGCUGUUCGAAUUACUGAAGAAUACAUCUAUCGCCAGCCUCAGCGUAACAGGCUCUCCUACUUUGUUGAAUUGAUGGAGAUGCUGAAUCCUCAUCCGAAGCCUAAGAAUUGGCUGGAGCUGUUGCCUGGAAAAUGGCGUCUACUUUACUGCACAGGUCGGCACAUAGGAUUGACUUUUCGGCAACCAGCUCACCGAGUUCUUAUUGGUGAUGUGCACUUAAUUGUUGAUAAAAUAUCAAGUCCAAAGACAACAUUUAAGUUCACUUCAGAUAUUGCUUUCAAUGUGAUUACUGGUCAAGAUUGGCCUCAUGACAAAACCGGUACACCUGGAAAUCUUAAAGGAAUGUCUCCAUCCAGAUUAAGGGCUGGCAGGCGGCAAUACAUUAAGAAAGAGAAUUCGGAAAUGUCAUUUUCUACAUCUUCUAGCACAACCCCGGUAGUAAAGAUAUCAUCGAACAGAAAAUGGAAAAAAGCAUUCCCUUACAAGGAGAUUCCUUCAAGUCUUCCAGUAGCUAAAUUAGCAUCUAGUGAAAUUGAAUUGACCAUGAACCUUGGUGAGCCAGUAAGUAACAAUGUUGAUGAUGCUAAAAAUGUGCUUAAAGAAGUUCGACUGCAAGUGCCACCGGAAAUGUUUGAUUUGUCAAAAGUUGUAUGUGGUACAUAUGUAGAUUCUAGGUUGCUUGUCCUCCGUAGUGUAAAUGGUUCGGCACUUAUCUUUACAAGAUCAUGUAGAUAGGUCUAUAGAAUUGUAUCUGUAAAUCCCUUGGACAGGCCGGUAGCUUUGUACAGUUAAAAUGUAUGUAAAAAUCAGAUCCUCUACAUAGCUUAAGAGAGAUUAGGCAGCACUACAAUUAUUUUGUGCUGUAGGUCAUGGGUUUAGAUUAUACACCCAAGGGGCUGCAAGCAGUGUUGAACGUAGCAUAUGUCCAUAAAUUUAUUUAUUGUUUAUUUCUUAAGUUGAUUAAA
Chenopodium quinoa (quinoa) is the source of this 2684-nucleotide messenger RNA. Its product is annotated as probable plastid-lipid-associated protein 14, chloroplastic. The transcript has 14 exons. Gene Ontology annotation, molecular function: protein kinase activity; ATP binding. The coding region runs from base 454 to 2454 and encodes 666 amino acids. Lineage: Eukaryota; Viridiplantae; Streptophyta; Magnoliopsida; Caryophyllales; Amaranthaceae. Gene Ontology annotation, biological process: protein phosphorylation. The record is from RefSeq and is a predicted model, not a curated record.